AUGGGUGCCGAGGACGACAGAUCCACCGCGCAGAGCCACUCCAGUGCGGAGCCAGAUCUGGCUGCUGGGGCUGCGCCAUGUGCGCCGGAAGACGAAAAGCCAGAGCCACAGGCGUGGAUGCUGUCACAGCCAGUUCUGCGCGACUGUAACUAUGGUGGAGCCUUCUGCGAGCUUCUCGUGGUGGAGGCGAUUCAGGAGUACUUGUCGUUUCACAACCUGCAGGACUCGCUGGGCGCGCUGAGGCGAUCUUUGGGAAAGACCGGUUUGCGCGAGAUGUUUGGCUGCGCAAGCGAGAGUGUGCCUGAUGUGAAGGGGCAAUCUGAGGACAAAGGAGUUCAGCCCUGUGUGCCGAGAGGGCAGAUGGAGCUGUCGGUGGUCAAUGCGCUUCGCGAGUUUGACGAGGGCCAGCGGGACAACUUCUUCCAACUGUGGAGUGGCCUGGUGCCCCCCGAUUCUAUUGGCGGCCCCACAGGAUGCUCGCUGGAGUUGCGCUUGCGCGUGUACUUUGGCAUUUACGAGAGCCGCAAGGCGGCACCUGAUGUGUAUGAUGAGAGUUGCACUUUCUGGCCCGAGCCAGACUUCACGGACUUGAAGGCCUUUUUAGCGUCCAAGCCCUCUGCCGCUGAGUCGGCGCAAAGUCUCUCACCUCUGUAUGCGCUGCCUUUUGUUCCACGGCCGCAAGAGAACGCAGCCCUGCGCUUCAUCUUCGAGGAUGCCUGGUCCCAGAAACUGCGCACGGAUGUCCAGGCUUUUUUGACAGCCUAUGCCAGCAUGCGCCAUGCGCCGUCUUUGCGGCACUUGGUGGGCGCCCUGAUUGCGGCCAAGUGCCCCAAGCAGUCGCCGCCCCCCGCCAGCUGGCAUGAGAUGCUGCGCAUCGCAAACUUCGGCUUGACCACGGCGAAUCAUGCCGUGCAGAGGUUGGGCAAGGCGCCAGGCCACGGAGCGGAGCAAGCGUCGCAUGCGAAGGAGCUUCAGGAAUGGCUCUGCACGGGCGGAACCGCCUUGCCGGAAUUGCAGAAGCAGGCCUGCGAUGCCCGGCGCUUGUUCGGGUCGCUGGCACGAAGACCCGAGGCGCCUCCUGUGCAGGAGCCUGCACGGCCCGUGGGUCGGCCGUCCAUUGCAAGCCUCGCGCGCGCGCUCAGCUCCGACUUGGAGCCGCAGGGCGGCUCCAGUCCUGGUCAGGGCGUCAUGGUCUCCCAGGAGCGACUUUGGCCCAUGUCGCGAGAGGCACUCCGCGGAAGCUCUGCCUCGAGCUUAAACGCCUCCAACUCCAAUGCGAACGUAAGAAGGCUCCAUUCCGCCAGAAGCAUCGAGUCCAGGGCUCGCACAGCAACGGCCCUGCUGCCAGUUCCCCCUGCGCUGGACUUUGGGCGCAUUGCGUCGCUGGUGGCAGAGGAGGUGACAGAGGACUUGCCGUCCAUUCUGUCGGUGCUGCGGGCGGUCCUCAGGCGCCUGGCGCUGCCGGACGAGCCCAUCCGCCCCAGGCGCGCCUUCCUGGCCGCCUUCGCGUGCUUCGGAGCCUUGCGUACUUUGGCGAUGAAGCUGCACGAGAUGGUGACUGGAGAUCCGCUGCACUUGGAGAUGUCCCUGGCCGUGAUGGCGGUCUGCGCGUGUGAGGUCGUGGGCCGCCGAGAAAUAGAAGCAGCGGAGGCGCAGGCUGGAUGCAUCUCCGCACUCAUCUCGGUGGCGAACUCUUCAGUUCGGAGUCUUGCUCACAUGCACUGCCUCGCGGUGCUGCAGCGCUUGUCUCUACGAGGUCAUUUGCAGUCAAAGAUGAUCCGCCUUGGAGCACUGGAUGUGGUUCUGAAGCUCUUGGAGUCUGUCCGGAAGGAGGAGGGUCCUGGCACGUCCGACUGGUGCAGAUUGGGACCUGGCGACGGACCUGACACUCCCGACUUUUCCAUCGAGUUCACUUCUGCACUGCUGAUGAACCUCACUCUCCGCUCGGCGGGACGAAGGCGGUGUGCUGAGCUUGGUGCCUAUUCCGUGCUGGUGGGACUCAUCGAGCACCCGAAUCCACAGGUGCGAACGCACAUCAACGGCACCCUCUACACGCUCCUCGGGGUGAAGGCCAUUCGCGGCGAAGCACAGCGCCAGGGCGCGGAGGCAGUCUUCCAGUCUGCGUUGGAAAGGGUCACGCCAGAGAACGAGCUGCUGCAGAGGCAGUUGGAGUUUCUCCAGCAUCAACUCCACCGCAGCGAUGGCGAUAGCGACGAGGAAUCUGAAGAGGGAGAUCCCUCACCAGAGGGCGAUGCCGACGAUGGUGACAACUUCCUAGAUGAAGAGGAGCUUGCCGCACACUUUCACCUUGCUUCUGUGGCAGCCGUUGGGCAAGGUGACGGCUUCUCUCCGGCUGAGAUCGAGGCCAAUGCAAAAGCUGCUGCUGCAGAAGCAGCAGCUGCUGAGGAGGCCUUAAGAUGCUUCCGCGCCACUCCUGCAGUGGCAGACGCCCAGCAGCGUCGGUUUCAUGCCUUCAUCGCCAGAAGUUGCAGAAACCUCAUGUCUCCAAAGAGGCGAGGGCAUUCCUUCGACCGAAUGUCGCCGCUCUCACCUCCCAUGCUCUCGCCGAGCUCGUCACCGGAACCUGGACAGCCUGCCAAAGUUGCGGAGCCGCCAGUGACGGUGACAAUCUCGCCGGAGAUGCAUGAGGCUCCUGGUUUGGUGCCAGAGGCUCCCAGUGACAAGUCACCAGAUCCACUUGGAUCCCUGUCGCCAAGCACUGGAUCGCAGCCACAGUCAACUUCUUCCAAGUUGGAGGUUUCGCCGCAAAGAGGAUCGGCAAAAAUGACUGAAGGAGUUCUGAUGAAGGCUGCGGAACAGGCGAAUCGGUCGGAGCGCGGUCAACGGCCACCACGUCAACCGUCCGUGGAUGAAAAGUCGCCCAAUCGCCGCCCGGCAUCAAGGCCGAACGGCGAUUCAGAGGAAGGCGUAGGACGUGGGAAGGGUCGUGGCCGCGGCCGUGGUUCCAACACGGUGACAAAGUCAGCCUCCUUGCCUCCAUUGCCGGAGAGCAAGGCGGGAUCCAUGCGCCAUUUUCCGAGUCUUCUGCGGCUGGGCCUGUGUGCCAAGGUGGCCGGUGGGCAGCAGCCGCAGCGAUGUCAGCUGCUGUGGGUGGCCAGGAAGGAGGCUUCCGUCGACCCCGGCCGGCACCAAGCGAAAGGCCGGGGACAGUGGAUGUAA
This is a messenger RNA of Effrenium voratum, 3180 nucleotides long. The record is from the annotation of a GenBank genome assembly. Lineage: Eukaryota; Dinophyceae; Suessiales; Symbiodiniaceae.